AUGGCUCCGCCGCAAUCAUCGAGAAAGAGAAAGGACUCUGGCGGCUCGGUAGAGUCAGACGAUGGACUUCAGGGAGCCACUCUAGACGGAAUCUUGUCUGAGAGCAGCGACAACUCCGACGCCGAGUCCGAUGCUGGGUUUGCGGGCUUCAACGCCUCUGAGGAUGAGCAGGAUGCGCGCAGCUCUGAUGCUGACAGUGUUCUAUCCGGUGACGAUCUUUCAAAACAAUUGAAUUAUAAGGUUGUCCAGGAUGCCAAUGGAAAUGAACGGUAUGAGUACGCAGAAAUCGACCCUGUCUAUGACAGCGACGACUCGGACGCACAAGAGAAACCGAACACAAUCGGAAACAUACCGAUGUCGUUUUACGACUCGUAUCCCCAUAUUGGCUAUGAUAUCAACGGCAAGAAGAUUAUGCGACCAGCCACUGGCGACGCUCUGGAUGCCCUCCUGGAUAGCAUUGAGAUUCCCAAGGGCUGGACUGGCUUGACUGAUCCCCAGACCGGAAAACCUCUUAACCUUAGCCAGGAGGAACUCGAACUGCUGCGUCGCAUUCAGUCAGGGGGAUUGCCCGAGGAAGGCACUGAUCCCUACCCGGAUAUGGUCCCGUACUUCACAUCCAUUGAAGAGCAGAUGCCAUUGAGUGCUGCUCCCGAACCCAAGAGGCGAUUCCUUCCUUCAAAGCACGAAGCCAAGCGUAUUGCGAAGUUGGUUCGAGCCAUUAAAGAGGGAAAGAUUCUUCCUUACAAACCUCCGGAGGAACGCGAGCGUGAAGAAGAGCAGGAAGAAGAAACCCACUUUGAUAUAUGGGCGGACGAGGAGCCCCAGGACCGACAUGUUAUGCACAUUCCUGCGCCGAAGCUCGCACCUCCUGGUUACGACAUGAGUUACAAUCCACCUCCGGAAUACCUGCCGACCAGCGAAGAAAAGGAGGCGUGGGAGAAGACUGACCCUGAGGAGAGAGAAAAAGAGUAUCUACCAGCCAAGUUCGGUGCGCUGCGGAAGGUUCCCGGAUACGAAGGGUUUGUCAAGGAACGCUUCGAACGUUGUCUCGACCUUUACUUAGCCCCUCGAAUUCGAAAAAAUCGACUCAACAUCGAUCCGAACUCGUUACUUCCCAAGCUCCCCCGUCCGGAGGAACUCAAGCCGUUCCCUACCCUCUGCCAGGCGAUUUUCAAGGGUCACAAUGGACGUGUCCGGUCCGUUUCUUUCAGCCCUGAUGGAGAAUGGCUGGCAUCUGGUGGUGACGAUGGCACAGUUCGUGUGUGGGCCCUCAAUGGUCACCAGGAAUGGUCUGCCCGUCUGAGUGUCGAGGAGUCUGUCGACGCUGUCAGGUGGCGACCCAACAAGGCUACGUUCAUUCUUGCCGCUGCUGCAGGGGAAGAUCUCUUCUUCGCCGUGCCUCCGGUUGUUAGUGAUGAAAUCGAAAAAGCCAGCAGGGAGGUCUUGGAUGCCGGAUUUGGACAUGCCGCUAACAGGGCCCACCUCGCCGAUGGUGUCCAGAAGGAACCGACUGCCAAGUGGGCGCGCCCUGGUCCGAAGCUUGAGGAUGCCAGUGUUCUGUUGAAGGUAACCGUGAGGGCCCCUAUCAAGGUGCUCAGCUGGCACAGGAGGGGUGACUUUAUCUCCUCCGUUUCGCCAACUGGACAACGCAGCUCGGUCGCCAUACACGCACUGUCGAAGCACUUGAGUCACAUUCCCUUUCGAAAACUCCACGGACUUGCCCAAGCAGCACACUUCCACCCGUCGCGGCCACUGUUCUUUGUGGCUGAGCAGCGCAGCAUUCGCUGCUACGAUCUCCAGAGGCAGGAGCUUGUCAAAACCAUUCAGCCUGGCGCCCGUUGGAUAUCUAACUUCGAUGUGCAUCCGGGAGGUGACAACCUCAUUGUGGGUUCCUAUGAUCGCCGUCUGCUAUGGCAUGACCUGGAUUUCUCAACUCUUCCCUUCAAGACGAUGCGCUUUCACAGCGAGGCCAUCCGUGCUGUCAAGUAUCAUAAGAGCCUGCCUCUCUUUGCCGAUGCCAGUGAUGACGGUACCGUCCAAAUUUUCCAUGGCCGUGUUGUGAAUGACUUGACAGCGGGCGCUACUAUUGUGCCUGUCAAAAUGCUCAAGGGCCACAAGGUCACAAGCAAGCUAGGCGUUCUAGACGUUGACUGGCACCCGAAGCAUCCUUGGUGUAUCAGUGCCGGAGCGGAUGGUACCUGUCGGUUAUGGGCAUAA
This is a messenger RNA of Geosmithia morbida, 2217 nucleotides long. Its product is annotated as ribosome biogenesis protein ERB1. NCBI's taxonomy places the organism in Eukaryota, Fungi, Ascomycota, Sordariomycetes, Hypocreales, Bionectriaceae. The coding region runs from base 1 to 2217 and encodes 738 amino acids. Gene Ontology annotation, cellular component: PeBoW complex; preribosome, large subunit precursor. The record is from RefSeq and is a predicted model, not a curated record. Gene Ontology annotation, molecular function: ribonucleoprotein complex binding; protein binding. Gene Ontology annotation, biological process: maturation of LSU-rRNA from tricistronic rRNA transcript (SSU-rRNA, 5.8S rRNA, LSU-rRNA); ribosome biogenesis. The transcript is spliced from 2 exons.